This is a messenger RNA of Lepisosteus oculatus (spotted gar), 1177 nucleotides long. It is a transcript of the gene bsx, whose product is annotated as brain-specific homeobox. Gene Ontology annotation, molecular function: DNA-binding transcription factor activity, RNA polymerase II-specific; DNA binding. NCBI's taxonomy places the organism in Eukaryota, Metazoa, Chordata, Actinopteri, Semionotiformes, Lepisosteidae. The record is from RefSeq and is a predicted model, not a curated record. Gene Ontology annotation, biological process: regulation of DNA-templated transcription.
UUGUAAACUAUAGCGUCCUCAAAUUUAGAAGAACCUGGCUCGUUCUUUCAAACCCGGCUGCCGCGAGUGCAAGUAAUAUUCAUCUCCGAACCCAAACACACUCAGGAACUGACAGUUUAUUGCAUGCUCGGAUUGGAUAUGAAUCUAAAUUUUACAUCGCCCGUCCAUCAAAUGCCCGCUCAGAGGCCGACGUCGUUCUUCAUUGAAGAUAUUUUGCUGCACAAGCCCAAACCCCUGAGAGAUGUGUUUCCUUCGCCCUUCACAAGUUCAUUGGCAUCCCGGGUGCCGCUUUUGGAGUAUGGAUACCCUCUGAUGCCAACCCCUACUAUACUGGCACCCCAUCCUCAUCACCCCCUGCAUAAACCAGAUCAUCACCCCUAUUUCCUCACCACCUCUGGUAUGCAGGUUCCGGCAUUAUUUCAACACCAUCCGGAGUUGCCGGGAAAGCACUGCAGACGCAGAAAAGCCAGAACAGUGUUUUCCGACUCUCAGCUAUCGGGUUUGGAAAAGAGAUUUGAAAUCCAGCGGUAUCUGUCCACUCCAGAGCGAGUUGAGUUGGCAACAGCCCUCAGCCUUUCGGAAACACAGGUAAAAACGUGGUUUCAGAACAGAAGAAUGAAGCAUAAAAAGCAACUUAGAAAAACGCAAGACGACCAGAAAAGUCCAAAUGACUUGGAUCAGUCUCUAGAGAACAACUCCAGCGAAAACGAAGGCAACGAGAAGAUCUCUCUGGAUGUCAAGACUGCAAGCGCCCAGAACACCUACAUCCUGGAGGAAAACGAAGACGACGUUGAUAUUGAAGACGACGACAUCUGUUCCCCCGAACACUUAAUUUAAGCGACUUUUAGGUCAAGUUUUUGAACACUUGCAGAAUAACACAUUGUGACGACUUGGAAGAAGACAAAGGGGGUUUAUAUUCCUUAUAGCGGUGUAAGGUGCGAUCUCAGCAAAAAAAAAAAAUGAAAGCACUUCUGUGAAACAUCCAUAUGAUACAAUAGUACUUAUUGUAAAUUUCAUAACGGAAUACGAAUAACACUUAUGGAAAUAAGUGAAAUAGAGCACAGAAGCAGUGUCACCUUCUGGAGUCCCAAACUAAUAUAGUUUCAAUUUAAAAAAAAAUAUUUUUCAUGUCGACUUUUACAAAAUGCAGGAACUGCCCUGCUAUUGGUGAUAAUGA